Messenger RNA from Dissoconium aciculare CBS 342.82, 2105 nucleotides. RefSeq lists its product as uncharacterized. Lineage: Eukaryota; Fungi; Ascomycota; Dothideomycetes; Mycosphaerellales; Dissoconiaceae. Gene Ontology annotation, molecular function: zinc ion binding. The coding region runs from base 120 to 1820 and encodes 566 amino acids. The transcript has a single exon. The record is from RefSeq and is a predicted model, not a curated record.
UUUCCAAGCACUCGUCAUUCGAACUGGCCAUUUCGCUCUUCGCUUCAAAUCGCUCGUUAUCCCUUCCAAGUUUUGAGAUUGUGGUAUUUCGGAGUUGUGAACCAUUUCCACCACUCAGCAUGGCCUCGGCACCGGUUCAGCUGCCGUCACAGCGCAGAUCUUCGCCAGAGCAAUCAUCGACAAGUGCGCCCACAUCACAUGAAUCACCCGCAGAUACUCAGCACGAAGCUUCCCAGACCAUUUUUGAGAAUAGCCCAUCGAACGAUGCGAACCAGCAGACCAGGCUCGAAAGUGAUCAGGAACCACAAAUAGGAACAAAUGUACCGCCUUUGAAUAUCAACGACGACCCUUCAAUCAAAAAGUGCUGGAUUUGCUUCUCAGAUUCCACCGAGGACACUCCAGAGACUUCACCAUGGCGCGAUCCGUGCCCAUGUGCCUUGCAAGCACAUGAGGAGUGUUUGCUUGACUGGAUCGCCGACAUCGAGACGCCAAAAAGCGCUAGACAAAGAGGAGGCGUCACUGCACCGAAAAUCGAAUGUCCACAGUGCAAAGCAGAGAUCAAGUUGGAAAGGCCGAGGAAUCUAGUCGUGGACACAGUCAAUGCGCUUGAACGCCUGGCGGACAAGGCAAGCUUCCCCGGUAUUAUGAUGAUCCUCGGAGGAGUUCUUUGGACUAGCAGUACUGCGUGGGGUGUACACUCAGUCUACGCAGUUUUCGGUCCCCAGGAUGGUUAUCGUAUCCUCGGUCCAUGGGCAUCUGCCUUUACCCGUGCACCUGUUGACGUCUUCGUUGGUUCCACGGCAGACACAUCGAAGCAGAUCUUGAACAUCGUGCGCAACAAUUUCGCCCAUUGGCGAGUCCAUGUCGGCUUGCCACUUAUCAGCCCAUUGUUGAUCCUUUCCCGAACGCACCUCGCCGAUAGCUACCUGCCAAUGGUGCCUAUCGUCUUCUUCGCAUCACAAGCACACUCACCGAGCGAGGCUCUGGACUUCAGACAGUGGCCUCCAACGGCAAGCUUCACUUUCGCUGUCUUGCCUUACGUUCGGUCUUUGUACAAUUUCUACUACGAGAAAGUCUGGGCAGAGAAAUCAAAGCAAUGGUUGCGAGAGGUACAGCCACGAGCAGACCAGGAUUCGACCGCCAACGGAAGAGGUCAAGAUGCGGUCGCCAAUGCCGAUGAACCCGUUCCACAGCCAGCCGAAGAGGGAAACAUAUUCGAAGUGAGAAUCGAUGCAGGCAUAUUCGAUGAUUUCCUGGAGGAAGAAAACGGGGGCGCACAAGCGGUACUUGUAGAGGGAGCUGAAGAAGAUCCAGGUGCACCAGGUCCGGACGUACAAGCUAAUCGCCCUGAGCCACGGCAAGCUGUGGCUCCACGAGCCGAACGACCAGCUGCAGCCGAGCGACCCGCCGCACCACCACUUCCGCAACAACAAGCAGGUGUGCCAAAUCCUGGAGGAAAUGCCGCCGCUGGAGGCGAGCGUCGCCUCUCUUUCUCUCCAACGGCCAUUGUUGAGACCGUCAUUGGCGCAUUACUGUUUCCAACAAUCGCCGGCAUUGCAGGCGAGGCGCUCAAACUUGUACUGCCCAGAAGCUGGACUACUGCGCCUAUUCCAUCAGCUCGAUUUGGGUACAAACUCUUGCCCCGUCGCUUCCUGCAACAGCAAUGGGCACGCAGCAUCGUCGGAGGAUGCCUGUUCGUCGUCUGCAAGGACGCGCUGUUGCUUUACGUGCGCUGGAAAGUUGCGCAGAUGCAUCGACAUCGAAAAGUCAUGGACUCGCCCGAAAAGAAAAAGAAGAAGAGCCAUGCAGGACGCGCGUAGGCGCAAGUCGAGAUUUCUCCAUCCCGUGUUCUCUCGAUUCCCUCCUUUGUUUUGAUUGUUUUAGCCGGGCGUUCAAAGGGGAAGCUGAUUUCCACUUCACAACUUUUUGUACCAAUCGAUGAAUUAUGCUUCUCUUCUUCUGCGCUCCAUAUCGUCUAGAUCCGAUCAACAGUCAAGCCGCUGCGAUAAUCUCAUGUGAUUCUUUUGUCCAAGCACAGCAUGAGCACCGAUCGCUGUACUGUUCAGUGAAACAACACUAUUUCAAACCCUAAUCGAGUGUUUCUC